Molecule: messenger RNA, 2697 nt
Organism: Penicillium digitatum Pd1
Lineage: Eukaryota; Fungi; Ascomycota; Eurotiomycetes; Eurotiales; Aspergillaceae
Product: putative translation regulator (Cya5)
Molecular function (GO): protein binding; mRNA binding
Source: RefSeq, a predicted model, not a curated record
AUGGAACGCUUGGUGAAAUUCCAGAUGACCCACAGCAUACCAUACUUUUUGGACGAAGAGGCGCACUUUUCUGGAUCUAAAAGACCAAGCAUCAACUCGUACAAUGACGCCAUGAAUGCGGUUUCCAAGACUGGGGAUGUGAGAACUGUCCAACACUUGUUCGACAGGUUCCUUGCAGAUCAUGGCAGCCCGAAGUCUCAAAGGUCGGUGACCCCCCUUCUUGCCGUUCACGCAAGGCUAGGUGAUGUGCGCGAAACACGGCGACAAUUCGAUCGAAUUCCUACAGAAUUUGGCCUCCCGCUGAACACAGUUUGCUGGAAUAUACUGCUUCUGGCGCACACCACUGCCAAGGAUUUAUCAGGUGCUAUUUCUGCCUUCUCGGAAAUGCGAGAGAAUUUUGUACCUCCAAACUCGUACACAUUCGGCACACUGAUGGGGAUUUUUGCCCAGCGAGGUGACGUCGAAGCUAUUCGUCAAUUGCUCAAAGAGGCGCAAAAAAGUCGAGUUCAAAUCACAAGGCCAAUGCUUGAUACGGCUGUUCAGGCGUACUGUAAGAAUGGUCAACUAGGUCAUGCAGAAGAGCUUGUCGCAAGCAGCUGGGACUUAGCGGUGGGAGGGUCUCCCUUGCGAAUGUGGAAUUUUCUUCUAAUGCGCUAUGCAUUCAGGGUGUCAAAGUUUUCCUUCCGACGCGUUCUUGACCGCAUGGGACGAUUAGGCUUGAAACCGGAUGAAAUGACUUACGCGGCUAUUAUGCUUGCUUAUGUCUAUGCUAAGCAGGUGGAUCGUGCGCAGACUACUCUCAGGAAGAUGCACGAAGCCGGUUUGAAACCCACCGAGCACCACUAUUCUAUUCUCUUGCUUGGAUACGUGAAGCAACGGAACCGUGAUAUGGUUCACGUCAUCUCCCGCGAAAUGCAAGCACGGUUCGGUCGAGUUGGGAUGGAGGCAAGCCUGUUGAACCUGAGAAUGCAGAUCACGAGAGACGUGGAAAACGCAAAAGAUCUUCAAACUCCCGUUGAAGAUAUCGUCUUGGAGAACGCAGAAAAGACACUUUCUGAAUCAAUCGCACAAUUCAAUGCCGAUCCGUCGCCAGCCAACAGUCGAUUAUCUAAACCGUUAGAGGGAUUUGCUCUUGAUUCUUUCACUGCCACGCACUAUCAACGGCUGGUCGACGCAUAUGGCACCGAAGCUGGCGCCGAGAAGGCACUUCAAACCUUCAAUCAUUACAUGGAAUCCAGACGAACUGCAGGAUCAUUGGACAGUGAUGAAUUGGGAUCAUUACCGAUUGACUUCAUCAAAGCCGUCAUGAAAGCCUAUUCAAAAACCCAGAACCACGAAAAAGUGGAAGAGUGCUGGGCCAGUAUUAUGGCAAAUGUGAGCAAGACAGCUGGUACCUGUGACCUUGACAAAAUCUUGUCUGCUCGGUCGCCGAUGUCAACCCCGCCAGCGCCAGCCGAGUCCCAUCUCCCGUCAAUUCUUUCAUUAUCCACCACCCAAUCAGAAAAGCCGAAAAUCAUUCCGGCCCAACGCUUCAUCCUAGACUAUCCACUUUCGCUUUACCUGAAGUCGUUGGCUUCCCGGGGCAUGUUCAAGAGGAUGCAUCAAGUUGUGGCCGAAGUUCAGACAGCAGGCUUUGCGUUGACUGGUUUCAACUGGUCAACCUAUGUUAGGGUGCUUGCAGCAUCUGAUAAUUAUCCCGACAAUGUGGAAGCAUUUCGACUGUUUGAAGAGAAGUUCAUUGCUCAUUUCCCUGGUUGGUCGUGGUUUCUCAAGGGAUACGGCGUGAGACCACUCAACGCCCCCGUGACAAUCCUCCAUCUCGAAGGUCGCUCGGGUAUCACAAAACCUCGCAGGAUGAUGGGAAAACUGGCCCGAAGGCACUGGCGCAGAAUUGAGCCAGAUUAUAUGCACCCGCAUUACCCCACCAUGGUGCAACUAGCCGGCACACUGCAGCGGCUCCGGCAAACGAGCAUUAUGGAGGGGAAUGAGCAUCUGGCGAAUCUCUACAAAAUUGCGCCACAGACCGUUGAUGCCGUUGCCGCGAUGCCAUACGUGCCUGAUAAAUAUCAGGGUCCAAUCCUUCGCGGCAAGGCGGCCAAAAGUGAUAUUCUCCCACGCCCGGCUCGUGUGUUUUCCUCGCGUUCUGGUGCUCUUGGUCCCAGCGGCGGCAUGCAUAAACGCACUUUUGAUGACGCGACUGAGGAGCCUCUCGUGUUGAACAGUGACCACAUCUCCAAGUCUUCCGCCCACGAGUUGACUUUUACUGGUUUGCUCCCCAAUAACAGCUAUGACAUGCCCAGCUCUCUGACGAGCAUCCUUCCCCGCGACGACCAAGUUGACCUGGAAACCACCUUUAAUGAACAUCACAAGAUUACAAGACAAUGGAAGGAUCGAACCGAGAAUUACAAGGAGCUCAUUGCUAAGGCGCAAAGAAACAAGAAUUUCCCGCGCGCCAACGCCUACAAGCGACGAUUAAACAAGCUGCAACAGGUCGACAUCAAGAGGCCGACUCCUGAGCGGCAACUGUUUGACAAGGAUAAUCGCAAGUGGAAGCUGCACACCCCAACCUACCUUCUCUACAAGCCCAUCGCCGGGUUCCAUGUGAAACCUGGGCGGACAUCAUCACAACGACUGUCCGAACGGAAAAAAUACAUGAGACCCUGGACGCCCAGGGAAAAAUCCGGCGAUGACCAGUGA